UUCACAGUGCUCUUGGCCUGAAGAGAGCCUGUUUCAUUUUUCCAACACAACAAGAAGAAAGCAGUCUCAGAGAAAGCACCUUGGAUUCAAUGAGGGAGCCAGAGAGGGAGGAGCAGAUUGAUCCCGACAUGCCUCCCAAGUUUAAGCGGCACCUGAACGAUGAUGAAGUGACCGGCUCUAUUCGAAGUGAGAGGCGGAACCUACUGGAGGAAGACUCUGAUGAAGAGGAAGACUUCUUCUUACGAGGACCGACUGGACCCAGGUUUGGCGGUCAGAAUGACAAAAUCAGACAUGUGCAGUCACAAGUUGAUGAAGUGAUCGAUGUGAUGCAGGAGAACAUCUCAAAGGUGAUAGAACGGGGAGAGCGCCUGGAAGACCUGCAGGAUAAAUCUGAGAGCCUGUCAGACAAUGCAUCUGCAUUCAGCAGUCGGGCCAAACAGCUACACAGGAGGAUGUGGUGGAAAGACAUGAAGAUGAAGAUGAUUGUGGCGUUAGUGGUAGUCAUACUGCUACUCAUUAUAAUCAUUCCAGUCAUACUGAAGUAUCACUAGUUCUCAGGUGGGAGGUAGGAGGCUUUAACUGUUCUUUUACCCUCCUCCUCCUCCCUUCCUGUCAUUUCUCAGAAUGUGAAACUGCUGGCCCCGUAAUUCAUCUAAAGCUUCAGGAGGAUCGUCUUCAUAAGAAAGCAGCAGAGUGCGUGUGUGUAUGCACGUAUGUAUGAAUGUGUUGGAAUGUGUGUCUGAGUGAAAGUUUUAUGGACCCUUCAUUGAUUGACAACAACAAGGUCAAGGUGAUGGCACAGCAUAUCACUGUCACGGCGUAAAGUGAGGCGUCACGCACCAGUUUAUUCACACGCACACAAACUCUGCUGGACACUCUGCUUUAUUCAGAAACUUAAGUUAUUUAUAUACUGUUGUCUAAAAUAUUUGCACAUUCCAAAACCAUCUGCAUUCUGCAUUAAUAUGAAGUGUUUUCCCACUUCUGGGAAGGCUUUCCAAAAGGUUUUUUGAUCUAUUUGCCCAUUUAGUCAAAAUAGUGUUUGUGAUUUAAGCCACUGAUAUUGGAUAAAAAAAGGCCUGGCUCGUAACUGACUUUCCAAUUCAACCCAGAGUUCCUUUUCCCAAACUGACACCUAAACAUAGUAACUAGCAGAGAUGUCCACAUACCUUCAGACUGAUGAUCGGUGUUAAUAUUUUUUGUGUUAUUUUGUGUAUUUAUGACCAAUCAGAGGCCAAAACCAUUGUACCCAUGCCUACCAGCAAGACUACGAAGCAUAUCCUUACAGGUUCACCCUUUACCUUGAUUUUACCCUUGAAAUCUUGAUUUUACCCUUUUGCACUCUGUAUGUAGUCUAAUAUUCUGUUUCAACAUGUACAACUUUGUCUGGAGAAAAAAAGAGAUGCUUUUAAAUUUCAGCUGCUACUACCAUUUUCAAGUUUCAAGUUGUUACGAAAGUCUUCAAAGCAAGGUUAAAUGAGCACGGUUAAUUGUGGUGAGUUUGAUUUUUAGGUGUUCUAAAGGCACUUCAGUUAAAAUCUAUGUUUCCUUUUAUUAACUGGUUUAAUUCAGAAAGGUACCUUUGAGGGGCAUGCUGGUUUUAUGAACCUUUUUGCUGUAAAGCUAUGCAAACUUGAAUACUUAUUUGACUUGUUUUAUCGACCAGGGGCGAAUUAAAAUCUGUAUAAAACCAUACUGACUGGGAUAUGAACUCAUCUGACACAAAAUGCAUUUACACCGAUCAGCCAUAACAUUAAAACCACCUCCUUGUUUUAUCAGCUCCACUUAUCAUAUAGAAGCACUUUGUAGUUCUACAAUUACUGACUGUAGUCCGUCUGUUUCUCUACAUACUUUGUUAGCCCACCACAGAGCAGGUAUUAUUUAUUUGGUGGGUCAUUCUCAGCACUGCAGUAACAAUGACAUGGUGGUGGUGUGUUAGUGUGUUGUGCUGGUAUAAGUGGAUCAGACACAGCAGCGCUGCUGGAGUUUUUAAAUACCGUGUCCACUCACUGUCCACUUUAUUAGACACUCCUACCUACUUGGUCCACCUUGUAGAUGUUAAGUCAAAGGUUAUCGCUCAUCUAUUGCUGCUGUUUGAGUUGGUCAUCUUCUAGACCUUCAUCGGUGGUCACAGGACGCCACCCACGGGGGGCUGUUGGUUGGAUAUAUUUUUGGUUGGUGGACUAUUCUCAGUCCAGCAGUGACAGUGAGGUGUUUAAAAACUCCAUCAGUGCUGCUGUGUCUUAUCCACUCAUACCAGCACAACACACACUAACACACCACCACCAUGUCAGUGUCACUGCAGUGCUGAGAAUAAACCACACCCAAAAUAUAAACUACUCUGUAGUGGUCCUGGGAGAGUCCUGACCAUUGAAGAACAGGGUGAAAGCAGGCUAAAAAAGUAUGUAGAGAAACAGAUG
Messenger RNA from Trichomycterus rosablanca, 2417 nucleotides. It is a transcript of the gene vamp4, whose product is annotated as vesicle-associated membrane protein 4. Lineage: Eukaryota; Metazoa; Chordata; Actinopteri; Siluriformes; Trichomycteridae. The transcript has 8 exons. The record is from RefSeq and is a predicted model, not a curated record. Gene Ontology annotation, biological process: SNARE complex assembly; vesicle-mediated transport; Golgi ribbon formation. Bases 90 to 551 code for a protein of 153 amino acids. Gene Ontology annotation, cellular component: trans-Golgi network; membrane; SNARE complex.